Molecule: messenger RNA, 1785 nt
Organism: Rhodamnia argentea
Lineage: Eukaryota; Viridiplantae; Streptophyta; Magnoliopsida; Myrtales; Myrtaceae
Product: trimethyltridecatetraene synthase-like
Exons: 2
Coding region: 74-1609 (511 amino acids)
Molecular function (GO): monooxygenase activity; oxidoreductase activity, acting on paired donors, with incorporation or reduction of molecular oxygen; heme binding
Source: RefSeq, a predicted model, not a curated record
CCUCCAAUCCACCACCUGAUUAUCCAUCACUCCAUCAGCCACUCCGAUCGACCCCCCACCGCCGCUGCCACCAAUGGAGUCCCCCUCCUGGACUGCCUAUGCCGCCGCGUGGCUGGCCACCCUAGCCCUCCUCCUCCUCUCCCGCCGCCUCCGCCUCCGCCGAAGCAACUACAACCUCCCCCCGGGCCCAAAAUCCUGGCCCAUCAUCGGGAACCUGAACCUCAUCGGCCCCCUCCCGCACCGGUCCCUCCACGAGCUCUCCAAGACCUACGGCCCGCUCAUGCAACUCCACUUCGGAUCUUUCCCCGUCGUCGUGUUCUCCUCAGUCGAGAUGGCCAAGGCCGUCCUCAAGACCCACGACGUCGCCUUCGCCGGCCGGCCCAAGACUGCCGCAGGCAAAUACACCACCUACAACUACUCCGACAUCACCUGGUCGCCCUACGGCCCCUACUGGCGCCAGGCCCGGAAGCUGUGCAUUAUGGAGCUCUUCAGCACGAAGCGUCUCGAGUCCUACGAGUACAUCCGGACGGAGGAGCUAAUGUCCCUCCUCAGGAGCAUGUACAUCUCCAGGGGCGCGCACCUCACGUUGAAGGACCACCUGACCGACCUGAGUCUCAACGUGAUAAGCCGGAUGGUCCUGGGGAAGAAGUACACCGAGGAGACCGAGAACUCCAUAAUCAAGCCGGAGGAGUUCAAGAAGAUGCUUGACGAGCUGUUCCUGUUGAACGGCACGCUGAACAUCGGGGACUCGAUCCCGUGGCUCAAUUUCCUGGACCUCCAGGGCUACAUCAAGAGGAUGAAGGCGUUGAGCAAGAAGUUCGACCGGUUCUUGGAGCACGUCUUGGACGAGCACAACGAGAGGCGAUGCCGGGUCGCGAACUACGUUGCCCAGGACAUGGUGGACGUGCUCUUGGAAUUCGCCGACGAUCCGAACCUCGAAGUGAAGAUCGAGAGGGAAGGAAUCAAAGGGUUCACUCAGGACCUAAUCGCCGGCGGGACCGAGAGCUCGGCCGUGACGGUGGAGUGGGCAAUAUCAGAGCUCCUGAAGAGGCCGGAGAUCUUCAAGAAGGCCACGGAGGAGCUGGACAGCGUGAUCGGGCGAGACAGGUGGGUGACUGAGAAGGACAUUGCGAGCCUGCCCUAUGUCGACGCCAUUGCCAAGGAGGCCAUGCGGCUCCACCCGGUGGCGCCGAUGCUCGUGCCACGGAUGGCGAGGGAGGAUUGCACGAUCGACGGCUACGACAUCCCCAAGGGCACCCAGGUCCUUGUCCUCGUGUGGAGCAUCGGGAGGGACCCCGAGCUCUGGGACAACCCGGAGGAGUUCCGGCCUGAGAGGUUCCUCGGGAGGGACAUCGACGUGAAGGGCCAGAGCUUCGAGCUCCUGCCGUUUGGGUCCGGGAGGAGGAUGUGCCCGGGGUACAGCCUCGGGCUCAAGGUGAUUCAGGCGAGCUUGGCCAAUCUAUUGCACGGGUUCAAUUGGAAGUUGCCCGGGGGGAUGAGUAAGGAGGACUUGGACAUGGAGGAGAUCUUUGGGCUCUCAACGCCUAAGAAGAUCCCACUCGUUGCUAUGGCUGAGCCUAGGUUGCCGGAUCAUAUGUACUCCAUGUGACUUUGUGCGGGUCUUGUUGCUACUCUCUUAUGUUGUUGUCGUUUUGCUUUAGCUAACGAGGGAAGCUUCGUGAUGUUAAGAUCUUGUCUUCAAUCGAAUUUGUAACUCCUAAGUAAUUAAGCAUCACGAAUAGCUAAUAAGAUCUGUUCGUCGAUGCCACCAUCAUACAGCAGUUC